Mirounga angustirostris (Northern elephant seal) is the source of this 878-nucleotide messenger RNA. RefSeq names its product protein phosphatase 1 regulatory inhibitor subunit 1A (gene PPP1R1A). Gene Ontology annotation, biological process: intracellular signal transduction. Bases 171 to 752 code for a protein of 193 amino acids. The record is from RefSeq and is a predicted model, not a curated record. Gene Ontology annotation, cellular component: cytoplasm. NCBI's taxonomy places the organism in Eukaryota, Metazoa, Chordata, Mammalia, Carnivora, Phocidae. Gene Ontology annotation, molecular function: protein phosphatase inhibitor activity. The transcript is spliced from 7 exons.
CGGGGCCGGGGGCCGGGAGCCGGGAGCGCGGGGCCGGGAGCCGGGAGCUGAGCGCGCCGGGCUGGGGCCGGGGCCCGAGCGGAGCGGAGAGGGAGCGCGCCCGCCCCAGCCCCGAGUCCCGCCGCCCGCCCGCCCGCCGCAGCGCCGGCCCAGCGGCCGCCGCCCCAACCAUGGAGCAAGACAACAGCCCGCGGAAGAUCCAGUUCACGGUCCCGCUGCUGGAGCCGCACCUUGACCCCGAGGCGGCGGAGCAGAUCCGGAGGCGCCGCCCCACGCCUGCCACCCUCGUGCUGACCAGCGACCAGUCCUCCCCAGAGAUAGAUGAAGACCGGAUCCCCAACCCGCUUCUCAAGCAUGGCAAGGCUCAGAAGGCGGGGGAGAAGGGCUGGCCCCCCACCUGUGCUCUGUGUCCUUCACAGUCCACGUUGGCCAUGUCUCCACGGCAACGGAAGAAGGUGACGAGGACCACACCCACGAUGAAAGAGCUCCAGAUGAUGGUUGAACAUCACCUGGGGCAACAGCAGCAGGGAGAGGAACCUGAGGGAGCCGCUGAGAGCACAGGGGCCCAGGAGCCCUGCCCACCUGGGAUCACAGACACAGAAGCGGAGUUAAGGCUGGGCACAUCUGGGAAAGCACAAAAGCCUGCAGAACCCAUCCCUAAGGCUCAGGAGAGGGGCAGUGAGAAACCCAGCACAGAGGAGCCCACAACCCAUAUACCACCACUGGAUUCCCAGGGAGCCAACUUGGUCUGAGAGUGAAGGAGGUAUCCUGGAAUGGAGACUGCAGUUGGGAAUGCAUGGACACUGGAUCUGUUUCUUAUUCUUCACUUUUAGGGAAAAUCUCUUGUUUUUAAAAAGUGAUAAAUUUGGUGUUAGGUC